Molecule: messenger RNA, 357 nt
Organism: Hydatigera taeniaeformis
Lineage: Eukaryota; Metazoa; Platyhelminthes; Cestoda; Cyclophyllidea; Taeniidae
Source: the annotation of a GenBank genome assembly
AUGAGCUUGGAGACGGUGCAUCAGGAGUUUGAACAAAUUGACACCAAUCACUACGGCUUCAUUACACGCGCCGACCUAGAGGCGUAUGCACGAAGGACACAUCAGAAUGAUGACUUUGUUGAAAAAUGGUUUCAAUGGUUUGAAGGAGAACACAAAGGCAUAAUAACGAUGGACGAUGUCUGCACAACACUUGGAAUUCCAAUGCGAGAGGAGUACAGGCAAAAAGUAGAUAAGAAAAGACAGAUGAUAUCCCAAGGCCUAAUUUCAGCGCCACCUGAAGCAUCUCUAGUUUUUGCCGCGCCUCCUGUGUCUUCAUCAACAACAUCUGCGCAGAAGUCUUCAAUGGAAGGAGUUGAC